Messenger RNA from Varanus komodoensis (Komodo dragon), 2350 nucleotides. RefSeq names its product exosome component 2 (gene EXOSC2). The record is from RefSeq and is a predicted model, not a curated record. The transcript is spliced from 9 exons. Gene Ontology annotation, molecular function: RNA binding. Gene Ontology annotation, biological process: CUT catabolic process; TRAMP-dependent tRNA surveillance pathway; nuclear polyadenylation-dependent rRNA catabolic process. NCBI's taxonomy places the organism in Eukaryota, Metazoa, Chordata, Lepidosauria, Squamata, Varanidae. Gene Ontology annotation, cellular component: cytoplasmic exosome (RNase complex); nuclear exosome (RNase complex). The coding region runs from base 1 to 894 and encodes 297 amino acids.
AUGGCGACGAUGGAGGUGAGGUUGCCGGUGGCUCGCAAGCGGCUGGCGCAGAGUUUGUCCCGCGGGGCAGGAGAGGGCGACCGCGACCUGGUGGCCCCCGGCGACACGAUCACCACGGACCCCGGAUACAUGAGGGGCCAUGGGACUUACCUGGCCGACGAGAAGCUGGUCGCAUCGGUGGCCGGCGUCGUGGGCAGGGUCAACAAGCUAGUCUGUGUGAAAGCUCUGAAAACAAGGUAUAAUGGUGAAGUUGGCGACAUCGUGGUUGGACGCAUCACAGAGGUUCAGCAGAAAAGAUGGAAAGUGGAGACCAAUUCCCGGCUGGAUUCUGUCUUACUGCUUUCUUCCAUGAAUCUCCCAGGAGGGGAACUGAGGCGAAGAUCUGCUGAAGAUGAGCUGGCCAUGAGAGAUUACCUUCAGGAAGGGGACCUUAUCAGUGCAGAGGUCCAAGCGGUGUUCUCUGACGGGGCGGUGUCACUGCAUACCCGGAGCCUGAAAUACGGAAAGCUGGGCCAGGGAGUCCUAGUCCAAGUGUCCCCGUCGCUCGUGAAACGGCAGAAGACGCACUUCCACGACUUGCCCUGCGGGGCCUCUGUCAUCCUCGGCAACAACGGCUUCAUCUGGAUCUACCCGACGCCCGAGCGGAAGGAUGAAGAGGCCGGGGGGUUCACCCCCAACCUGGAGCCUGUGCCCCUUUCCGACCGGGAAGUGAUAUCCCGCCUCCGGAACUGCGUCGUCGCUCUGGUCACACAGAAGCUGAUGCUGUAUGACACCAGCAUCCUGUACUGCUACGAAGCAUCCCUUCCUCACCAGAUCAAAGACCUUAUGAAGCCAGAGGUGAUGGAGGAGAUCGUGUUGGAAACUCGGCAGAGACUACUAGAACUCGAGGGAUGAGUCCGAAGGGGGGGGGGGGGUUCAAGGCAGCACUGGCUCUUUCCUUUCAGAGCCAGCCUCCCCAGAGUUUCUUUUUUUGGAAUGGAAUUUUGGUACAGAUUUUCUUAAGCCCUGUAUCAAAAAGAAAAGGAAUUUCUUAGAAAUUUUGUACCAAAAAGAAAAGAAACCUUGAAGGAACAAGGAGUCUUUGGAUGUCUCUCUCUCUCUCUCUCUUUUUUUUUUUUUUUUACCAAGAACUGCUAAAGCUGGAGAGGCGUCUGCCUUGCAGCAAGUUUUGUGACAAGGUGCGGAAGGCACCUGCCGUCCAAUCCCCUUACCUGAAAAUAUACCAUAAAAAUAUGCUCAGGACUCGGACAUGAUGGGGAGUCAGAUGGGAAAAAAUGUUGCCAUUGUUCUCAUCUGUUCCCUUUGUCAUGGAUAUCUGCACCGUUCCUACAUUUCCCUUACGCUUCCCCAAGGCCCAUCUGAGUUUUGCUGCAAAGCCUGGCCAGCAACUGAAGCACGGGCUGGGUUUUGGCAUCGACAAUAGUCCAGGAUCCAUUUUGACAGCAGGCGCGAUCCCCAGGGUGAAACGAGGAUGCAAGGGAUGAGUCCCCCGUUGCGGAAAAGGACAGCUUCCGGGUCCCCCGCCUUCCGUUGCCUCUUCAUCACGUGGCAGGUGUCUAUCCUGCCCCGCAGCGUUGCGAGCCAUUAAUGUCCCAUCGUCGAUUAUGGAAUGUUGCUGGUGAAAGUGCUCAGCGUGUUUACAGUAGGAAGAUGUGUGGGUGCAUUUGUGCGCGUGGCAGGAUGGCAGCAGAUGCUCACCCUGCAGAGAAGGGUGCGUGGGCCUGGGCAGCACCUUCCUGGCCCCCCUACAGGGGCGGGAGCUCAACGUAUUGCUGGGUUUCUGCAGCAGCUCGAUCACCGUGGGGCCAUGGAGACUCCAGCCUUGACUAGGAGGGCCGCGUUUGGCCCGCAGGUUGCCCACCACUGCGAAAACAUGCCGUUCUGGCAUAGGGGUUGCUUGGAUCCAGGCAAGCCAGAUUUGGAGUGGGCAGGCUUGUCUGUGGGGGCCGCACCCCCUGGAUGCCCCCACGGCACGUGGCUUGGAGACUGUGCAGCCCGUUGUGUGACCGAGCGAUGCUGCGUGGCAAACACCUCCAGCAGCUCAAACAAGGCCCCUGAGCCGUGAGUCUCCAGGGUGUUCCUGGAAUAUCCCCGGGAUGUGUGGGCUUUGUUCAGCUUUCUAUCCCGCUGCUCCAGGCAGGAGGCCAAGGUGGAGCAGCAUCUCGCUAGGCUUCGGGCCUUCUCCUGGUUUGCCCCCUCACCUGGCCGCAGGGCACACAGAUCCUUUUUGUCUCACCCCAGUCAGAAGGCAGCUUUGCAUGUGAACUCCUCCACCCUGUGGGGAAGUCCCUUAUUUUUGUACUGGAGAUGUUUCAAAACCCUUCAAUAAACUUUUCAGUUUAAAAUUAAA